Messenger RNA from Chiloscyllium plagiosum (whitespotted bambooshark), 1860 nucleotides. It is a transcript of the gene ccnb2, whose product is annotated as cyclin B2. Gene Ontology annotation, biological process: mitotic cell cycle phase transition. The record is from RefSeq and is a predicted model, not a curated record. Lineage: Eukaryota; Metazoa; Chordata; Chondrichthyes; Orectolobiformes; Hemiscylliidae. Gene Ontology annotation, molecular function: cyclin-dependent protein serine/threonine kinase regulator activity.
GAGUGAAGUGUAUCCUUUUGAGAAAUCCCGGAACUAGUGCAGCGCUUAGUCCCGGUACCAGCCGCCAGUAAGGCUCUCGCUGCAGAGGGGGGUUCCCGUGCAGCUUCAGGGACCGAGUAGUGCUUUUCCUUCGCCGGAGCAUCCUUCCCUCGCCCCGCCGAAGCCCGGAGAGGUCUCCAGUUUUGACGACGAUGGCUCUCACCCGCCGCAAUGUUGCUCAUCGAAACUUGGAAAAUAUUGAACCAGUCAAGCCAACAGCAAAGGUGACUGCAGCUGUCCGAAGGCCAGCUUUGGGAGACUUGGCAAAUCGUGUUAUGACUCGUGCAGAGCAGAAAAAACAAAUGACUAAUAUGGUUUCUAAACCAGUGGUAUCCAAGCCAAAGGGAAAAGCUUUGCCAAAACCAGUGGCUCAAGAAGUGAAGCCAGUGACUCGUGGGUUAAAGCAAGCAGUUCAGAAUAUAAAGCCAGUGGUUGAGGAGCCUGUUCCACGGGCCCCUGUGUCUCCAACUCCAAUGGAUGUCUCAAUGACAGAAGAUUCUUCUAUGAAAGAGGAAGACCUUUGUCAAGCUUUCUCUGAAGCCAUAUUGAAGGUGGAAGAUAUUGAUGCACAAGAUAGUGAUAAUCCUCAAAUGUGUAGCCAGUAUAUAAAAGACAUCUACAAAUAUCUGCGGCAGCUAGAGAUGGAGCAAGCAAUCAGACCACAUUACCUUGAGGGGCAAGAGAUAAAUGAACGUAUGCGUGCAAUUCUGGUUGACUGGCUAAUUCAAGUUCACUCCAAAUUCCGCCUGCUGCAAGAAACUCUCUACAUGACAUUAGCUAUCAUGGAUCGUUUCCUGCAGAGCCAGCCAGUUUCCCGCAAAAAGCUCCAGUUGGUUGCUGUGACUGCCAUGCUGCUAGCUUCGAAAUAUGAAGAAAUGUAUCCACCAGCUAUCGGAGACUUUGUUUACAUCACAGACAAUGCUUAUACUAAGAGUCAGAUCCGUCAAAUGGAAAUACUUAUUCUUAAAGAACUUGACUUCAAAUUGGGCCGCCCACUACCACUGCAUUUUCUGAGGCGAGCUUCAAAGACCGAUGUUGAUGCUGAGAAGUACACUCUUGCAAAAUACCUAAUGGAAUUAACAGUCGUAGACUAUAAUAUGGUGCACAUACCUCCUUCUGAAAUUGCAGCAGCUGCACUUUGCCUGUCUUUUCAAGUCUUGGACCAAAGUAAAUGGACAGCAGUUCAAAAAUACUACACUGGCUACACCGAAGAUGCCUUGCACCUGACUAUGAAGCACAUGGCAAAGAAUGUAGUGAAAAUGAAUGAAGGCCUGACAAAGCAUGUUGCUAUAAAGAAUAAGUAUGCAAGUCCUAAACUAUUGAAAAUAAGCACCAUUCCUCAACUGAAGUCUGCAUUAAUCAAAGGAUUGGCCUCUUCAUUGCUGUAACCUUCCAAAAAGUAAUGUGAACAUAAUUGCACUUUGCAGUUUUUUUUAAAAAUGGAAGAAUUGCUGCUAUUACACUUAGCCCAGCCUUUGGACAGUUUGUCAAUUAACUAUAUGGCAUUGCACCAAUGGGCAAACAUCCAUACUUAAAACCUUGGACUUUUUUAAAAUCACCAGGUGAGGAUGCAGUAACUGAGUUUCACUCCAGCAUGCUUCUGAUCCCAACUUGUGUUUCGAGGGAGUAAAGUCCUAGCUGAUCUCUCCUCCUGAAGCUGACGGUUUUGUGGUACUUCCACAGACCGGUUGCAAACCUUGUCUUUUUAGAUUUUCAUGUAUAUUAACUUUUUUUUUGCUGUCUAAUCUUAAUUAUGCCAUUUUGUCACUGCAAAUGGCUUCUGUAGGUUUUUUCUCAUUAAAAAUCCACUGAUCAUCUUGA